CCUCAUACUACGUUAAAUGUCAAUAACGCAGUAAUUUUUAUUUUGUAAUUCAGUGAUGCAGGUUUUGAAAUCUAGCAUAACAAUCAUUACCACUUGUCUAUCAGAUGUAAAUGUUUUAAAAGUAGUAAGUCAUUCAAUCAGUCAGCCAGUAAGUGAACAAUUUAUGUAGUAAAGGUGACACUAAAUUAUAGCAAAAAGGUAAUAAAUAGGUGAACGAUACUGCUGCUGUUGGAUUAUGGAAUGAAGGAUAUUACUUCAUAGGUUUCCGUAAGAAGUACUAAUUUUUAUCCUAGUGACAAAUGUGGCUGGUAGUUCUUCAAUGGUAUUCCUGCAGAAUAUGGAUGCCCUUACUAUUUUAAUAUUUUUUGUAGGAAUCUGAUGCUGUGGCUGAAUUAAGUGCACUUUUUUCCAGACAAAAGUAUAGACACUAUCCGAGCAAUCUUGGCAGACAGUGGAGGAGAUAAAAGUGUGGCUGCAUCAAGGCUUAUCCAGUGGUCUGCUGGGACAUGUAAGCUACCUAUACAAGUUUAUUACUUAAAUGUGAAUAAUGGUAGAUCUCUGAACUUUACCUGUCUGUGAUGUUAUUACAACAAAGCAGAGGUCCUUGGUAUUGUGUAGUGGUAAGGUUGCGUGCAUUUUUUUGCUCCAACAUAAUUAUUUUUCUGAUUACCAUGGAACCCUUCAUUGGAGACAGUUAUACUUAUCUGUUCUUUCAUUUGGUUUUGAAAUUGUUAUUUCAUUUCAUUUGAAAUAAGAGCCCUUCAUUCGAUUUAGAGGUGCAUACUUAUAACAUGACCUAAGCUUUACAGAGUCUCAUAACAGAUAAUUUACUGAACUCCCCUUUUUUGCAAUUUCUUCUGCAAGGUGCCCUAAUGAACAGUGGGGACUCAGGUAAUGAAUACUGUACAGAAGAAGACAGUGACCUCAUGCAAUCACCAUUUGAAGCACAUGUAUCCUCAAGUACUGUCAGUACCUGUACUGACCCUGUUGCACAGUACAAACAAGAAACUCUGGAUGAAAAUGGCCCACCACUGAGAAUCUAUGUAAAUCGGAUGACGGAGGAGUUCACUGCAGAUGUUUUAUCCAUUUAUAAGAAAGCCAACCCAUGUUUUCGCUCAAACCUUCGAGUGCAAUUUGAAAAUGAAAGAGCAGUUGGCGAGGGACCUGUCAGAGAGUUCUUUAGCAUAUUAAUGGGAUUUGUUCAAAAUGGUCUUUACGUGGAUGAUCCUGGGCGGCUGACUAUGUUAUUUGAGGGCCAGACUGACCACAAAAUUCCAGUCCCAAAUGCGUUACUGUGUAAUUCUGGACUGUACACUAGUGUUGGACGGAUGAUUGCACAUUCUUUCUUGCAUGGAGGACCACCACUUUAUGGACUUUCCCCAGCAGUGCUUGAAUUUUGGACUCGUGAAAGCAUCAGUGAAGCUGUUACCAUGGAGGACAUCCCAGAUUAUGACCUUCGACAAGCCUUGAAGCAGGUACUCGCAUUGAUGAUCUUGUUUUGUACAGACAUUACUUACGUAUUUCUGUGUAAUGUUUCAGCAACAUGUUAGUGUUACUAACAAUAUUUAUUCUGGUUAAUUUUUGUUUGAUAUGGCACUUGUACUGUCCUGUUUAUAUUUGAAAAAAGGCACAAGUGUGUUCCAAAUAGGUGUAUACAUCUAUAAUGACACUAUAAGUUUAUAAUUUGUCGUAAGAAGCAUUUCAUUGUUCAGUCACAACACCAUAGCAAUUUAACGGUUUUGCAGUUAUCAAGUCUUGAUAAGGAUGAAGAACCCUCAGAUGCACUUAAAGAAUUCCUCUUGCCUUAUCGUGAUGAAGCGUCAGUACUUCAAGUGCCGCUAAGGGAGAGAAACGGCACUUGGUUCUCCAGCAGAUAAUGCUGCACAAUGUGAUCGAAAAGCGCCACCGUGAACUGAAAGAUCUUGCUGCAGGAAUGAAUGAGCUUUCCCUUGUCAAUUACCUAAAGGCACACAAGGAAAUGGCCGCAGCCGUGUUUCCCAGGGAAUGCGAGUCAGUAAUUGACAAAGAAGAACUCAAGGGUAGGAUUUCCAUCGAGGAUGAAAACAACCCCCAAGGGCAAGUUAUCAUGGGAUUCUUGCAUCGCUUCAUCGAUGAAGUUAGCAGAGAAGCAGAAGGUAAGUGAUUACCUCAGCUAUGUCUACUAUACGUUUUCUAUUCUUCUUCCAGUACCUCUUCUUUCCCCAGUGAAUUUAAGCCAUUUAUCCUUGAGCAUUUCAUUCCUCAAACACUGUAUGGGGAUAGAUAAUUCCACUAGCAGGAUUUUCAUUGCUCGAUGUAAUUUCAGUUGUAGGGUAACAGUGAUUAGCCACCUCGUGUCUUUACUGCUAAAGAAAAGUAAACAUUCCGAGCAUGUAAAAGUGAAAGCAUUGAAAAGUUAUAUUUGCCAUUACGAAUAUUGUUGCCUAGGAGGAAUUUCAUGUUCAGAUGCUUUAUAGUGAUGCCUUUGUUAUGUUUUCUCAUUGCAGCUGGUUCUGGUCUGCGUGAUCUACUGUCGUUUUGGACAGGAUGGGAGGUUUUGCCACCAUAUGGACAGCAACUUUGGCUACAGCUGGAUGACACACGGGAAGUAACAAGCCUGCCUGAAAGUAAAGCUUGUUUUCACAGGCUUGUUCUUCAGUCAUCGCAUACUGACUACGUCUCUUUCAAGAGUAACCUUGCUAAAGCAUUAAAAUAUGGUGCAAGGGGCUAUUCAUCUCUUUAA
Molecule: messenger RNA, 2722 nt
Organism: Porites lobata
Lineage: Eukaryota; Metazoa; Cnidaria; Anthozoa; Scleractinia; Poritidae
Source: the annotation of a GenBank genome assembly